AUGGCCUACCACGGCUCUGGCUCGCACUCACCGAGCUAUGAUGAUAGUCAUCAUCUGCAGGAUGUGCCAGCUUCGCAGUAUCGCGAGGAUGAGGAUGCAGCCCGUGGAUUAUUGUCCCAACAGCAGGGUCCAUUUGCGACUCCUUUUGACGACCCCCACUCGCGCGGUGUUUCUCCCCAACGUCCGUCUUCUGGGUACAGCUUGACGGAGACCUAUGCAACGGACACCGCCCCUUCUUACCACGACCCAUACAGUACUGGAACCGUUUAUUCCGGCCAAGAGGAAAGUACUGCGGCGGCCUUUGGUGUCCCGGGCCGAGUUGCAUCGCCCUAUGCCCGCAGCGAGACCUCCUCUACGGAGGCUUGGCGCCAGCGACAGGCCCCCGGAGGCGCCUCUGGUGGUGGUGGCGGCGGCGGCUUGCGCAGAUAUGCUACUAGGAAGGUCAAGCUAGUGCAGGGUUCCGUCCUGAGCGUCGACUACCCAGUGCCGAGUGCCAUCCAGAAUGCCAUCCAAGCCAAAUAUCGCAACGACGUGGAAGGCGGAAGCGAGGAGUUUACCCACAUGCGAUACACCGCAGCCACUUGUGACCCCAACGAAUUUACCCUCCACAACGGUUACAACCUACGCCCCGCAAUGUACAACCGUCAUACGGAGCUGCUCAUCGCGAUUACCUAUUACAACGAGGAUAAGAAUCUCACGGCCCGUACCUUGCACGGUGUGAUGCAGAACAUUCGCGAUAUUGUCAACCUGAAGAAAUCCGAGUUCUGGAAUAAGGGUGGACCCGCGUGGCAGAAGAUUGUCGUGGCGCUCGUUUUUGACGGUAUUGACCCUUGCGACAAGGAUACUCUCGAUGUCCUUGCGACCAUCGGUAUCUACCAGGAUGGUGUCAUGAAGCGUGACGUUGACGGGAAGGAGACUUUGGCGCAUAUCUUCGAGUAUACGACCCAGCUUUCGGUCACACCAAGUCAGCAGCUCAUUCGGCCCACGGACGAUGGCCCGAGCACACUACCACCUGUGCAGAUGAUGUUCUGUCUGAAACAAAAGAACAGUAAGAAGAUCAAUUCGCAUCGUUGGCUCUUUAACGCUUUCGGCCGUAUUUUGAACCCCGAGGUCUGUAUCCUGCUGGAUGCCGGUACGAAACCUGGCCCUAAGUCCUUGUUAUACCUCUGGGAGGCAUUCUAUAACGAUAAGGAUCUCGGCGGUGCCUGUGGUGAAAUCCACGCCAUGUUGGGUAAGGGAUGGCGGAACUUGAUCAACCCUCUCGUGGCAGCCCAGAACUUUGAGUACAAGAUCAGUAAUAUCUUGGAUAAGCCCCUUGAGAGUUCGUUCGGCUACGUUAGUGUCUUGCCCGGUGCAUUCUCGGCGUAUCGAUUCCGUGCAAUCAUGGGUCGUCCCCUUGAGCAAUAUUUCCACGGUGAUCACACGCUGUCUAAGCAGCUUGGAAAGAAGGGUAUUGAGGGCUCGAAGUGGCACUUGUCUUACGUUAAAGCCUCCAAGGGUGAAACUGACGUGCCCGAAGGUGCCGCCGAGUUUAUCUCCCAGCGUCGCCGUUGGCUCAACGGUUCCUUUGCAGCAGGAAUCUACUCGCUGAUGCACUUUGGCCGUAUGUACAAGAGCGGUCACAACAUCAUUCGCAUGUUCUUCCUUCACAUCCAGAUGUUGUAUAACAUCUUCAACACUUUCCUCACCUGGUUCUCGUUGGCUUCAUACUGGCUGACCACCACUGUCAUCAUUGACCUUGUCGGUACUCCAAGCCCCAGCAACGGAGACACCGCUUUCCCCUUUGGCAGGACGGCCACGCCCAUUAUCAACACAAUCGUGAAGUACGGGUAUCUCGCUUUCCUAUUGUUGCAGUUCAUUCUCGCUCUUGGUAACAGACCCAAGGGUUCCAAGUUCUCAUACCUCGCCUCGUUUGUGGUCUUCGGUCUCAUUCAGGUUUAUAUUGUGGUCGAUUCGAUCUACUUGGUAGUUCGCGCGUUCAGCGGCGGCGCGCCCAUGGACUUUGUUACGGGCCAAGGCCUGAAAGCCUUCCUCGACUCUUUCUUUUCGUCGACGGGCGCUGGUAUCAUUAUCAUUGCCUUGGCUGCCACAUUCGGUCUUUACUUCGUUGCCUCAUUCAUGUACGCCGACCCAUGGCACAUGUUCACCUCCUUCCCUGCCUAUAUGGUUGUCCAGUCGUCCUAUAUCAACAUCCUGAACGUCUAUGCCUUCAGCAACUGGCACGAUGUCUCCUGGGGUACCAAGGGUUCUGACAAGGCCGAUGCAUUGCCGUCAGCCACGACUACAAAGGACGAGGGUAGCAAGGAAGCAGUAAUAGAAGAGAUCGACAAGCCCCAAGCGGAUAUCGACAGCCAGUUCGAGGCAACUGUGAAGCGUGCGCUCACUCCAUUCGUUGCCCCCGUGGAACACGACGAAAAGACCCUCGAGGACUCUUACAAGAGUUUCCGUACCCGGCUUGUCACCUUUUGGAUCUUCAGUAAUGCCGCCAUGGCAGUCUGCAUCACCAGCGAGUCCGUCGAUAAGUUCGGCUUCACAAAUACCGCCACCAGCCGUACAGCCCAUUUCUUCCAGGCGCUCUUGUGGUCCAAUGCCGCUGUGGCAUUGAUCCGUUUCAUUGGAUGCUGUUGGUUCCUUGGUCGUACUGGUAUCAAGUGCUGCUUUGCACGCCGGUAG
Molecule: messenger RNA, 2673 nt
Organism: Penicillium mononematosum
Lineage: Eukaryota; Fungi; Ascomycota; Eurotiomycetes; Eurotiales; Aspergillaceae
Gene: chsG
Product: chitin synthase class III
Exons: 6
Coding region: 1-2673 (890 amino acids)
Cellular component (GO): cell septum; cell periphery
Molecular function (GO): chitin synthase activity
Source: RefSeq, a predicted model, not a curated record